GCUAAAACUGUGGAAUGAAGUUUGUCCGGGUGACGUUGCCGUACAAUUUCCGUCGCAGAUAUACUUCCGUGUUCGUCUUGGCUAACCGCAAACUCUCCACCAAGUCAUUCUUAACGAGUUAGUACUGAUCGUACUGAAAUCUCGACGCAGAACGCCACAGAGCCACUUUACUGCAAUAAAAACAUCUUCCAAUAUUUAUUCGUGUUCUGAUAAACUCGUCUCGGUGCGCGCGGUCGAAAAGCUUCCUGGCCUAGCCUAGUUUAGCUUUAGCUUGCUAGCCGCUAACAAAGAGACGCUCAGCAGAAAUUAAGCGUGAGUGCGAAGUGUUGUGAUUAUCGUGGGGAAAUGUGUGCGAAGCGUGUGAAGGAAGAGCAAGAGGAGGAACUUUCUCGGACAAAAGAGGAACACGAGGCAAAAGGUCAACCACAGGACGCUGAUUUCAAGAAGCUUCGAGUUGUGUUACACGGAACAGACGUCAGCGAAGAAUGUCUUCAUCCGGAGCGGCGGGAGCCGCGGGCCUCUCCUAUUAAAGAGGAAGACGAGGAGGUGGAGGUGACCGAGCCGCCGUCGAUCGGUGUCGCUUUGAAGGCCGAAGAAAAUGUUCCGAGCGAGGAGAGCAGAGGCGCCGAUCGUCCGAGCGGCAGCUCGAGUCAACGCGUGACAACAGAAGGCGACGGAGACCACCGGGGAGGACGGAAGGCGCCCGGCCUCUUCGCGCCGCUGUCCGAUAGCGACGACGUAUCGUCGCGCUCUCCUGACACCGAUGACGACGAUGAGGCCUCCAAAGGGGAAUUGGCGAGCUACGUUGACGACAAACACCGACAAUGUUCCCAGUGUGACAAAACGUUUUUCAACAAGUCGUCAUUGAAAAGACACAUGAGAACGCACACCGGGGAGAAACCUUUCUCCUGCUCGGUGUGCGGUCUCAUAGUCAAUCAGAAGUGCAGCUUAACAACUCACAUGAGAACGCACACCGGGGAGAAACCUUACGUCUGCUCUUUUUGCGGUCAGAAAUUCUCCGAAAAAGGAAAUCUAAUGAAACACACAAGAAUACACACCGGGGAGAAACCUUACGUCUGUUCGGUUUGCGGUCGAAGCUUCUCCGAAAAGGCAAGUUUAACGAGCCACACAAGAACGCACACCGGGGAGAAGCCGUUUGCUUGUUCCUUUUGUGGGCAAAGAUUCUCUGAAAAGGGAAACUUAAGAACACACACAAGAACACACACCGGAGAGACGCCUUUUGUUUGUUCAGUUUGCGGUCAACAAUUUGCUUGGAAGGGACUUUUAAAUGCGCACUUAAGAACACACACUGGGGAGAAACCUUACGCCUGCUCGGUUUGCGGUCAAAAGUUCUCGGCGAAAGGCAACUUGAGAAUACACACAAGAACGCACACGGGCGAGAAACCUUUCGCCUGCUCGGUUUGUGGCCAAAGAUUCUCCGUGAAGGCAACCUUAAGAACACACACGAGGACACACACGGGUGAGAAACCUUUCGCCUGCACCUUUUGCAGCAAAAGCUUCUCUGUAAAAGGCAGUUUAAUCAGCCACACAAGAACACACACCGGGGAAAAGCCUUUUGCCUGUUUAGUUUGUGGUAAAAUAUUCACGCAGAAGGUACAUUUGACGAGACAUGCAAGGACACACGCGGGAGAGAAACCUGCGACUGGUUCGUUAAGUGCAGGAACGAAAGAUCUCGGUCGUGCAAAGCGGGAGCCGGAGCCCCCCAGCGUCAAAAAGGAGCAAGCGGAGCCGGAGCCGGAGCCAUGCCGGAUGAAAGAUGAAGAGGAGGAGGAGGAGAUCAGCGAGCUCCCAUUGACCGUCGUCACUGUGAAGAGCGAAGAUGACGAAGGCGAAGGCGAAGCGAGGAGAGCCGAGGGGACGAGCCGCCGGGCGGCAGCUCAAGUCCACGCGUGACAACGGCAGCGAAUGAAAAGCGCUGCGCGGCGUCUCAAUCGACAUCGCGCUCUCCUGACGCCGAUGAGGACGAUGAAAUGAACCCUCUGAAGGUGUGAAGCCGGGAAAAACUUUCCGGUGCCUUCCACUGAGUUCUUUGUCUCUUCAAUAACUUUGAUGGUUCACAUGAAUUUGUGUUAAAUGUCAAAUGUUGUGAAAUGUUUGGUAUUUUAUACAGUCGUACCUUGCCUUACAAAUCGAAUUGGUUCCAAGCGCUCGUAUACAGCCGAUCCCUUUUCUGCAUUGAAAGGAAUUGAAAUGCCGUUGUUCCCUUGCAGACCUCUCAAAACACACAAGAUUUCUCGUGUUUGGCAUGAAAGGGGGAAAAAGGCCCCGUGUUGUCAACAAGGGAAAUAGAACAUUUGGACAUGUCUGUUUCUGUCUUGUCUGAAAGUUGGGCGAUGACCACAAGCGAUCGGGCCGUUAGGGUUUGAUUGCCAA
This is a messenger RNA of Phyllopteryx taeniolatus (common seadragon), 2394 nucleotides long. Its product is annotated as zinc finger protein OZF-like. The transcript has 2 exons. Gene Ontology annotation, biological process: regulation of transcription by RNA polymerase II. NCBI's taxonomy places the organism in Eukaryota, Metazoa, Chordata, Actinopteri, Syngnathiformes, Syngnathidae. Gene Ontology annotation, molecular function: DNA-binding transcription factor activity, RNA polymerase II-specific; RNA polymerase II transcription regulatory region sequence-specific DNA binding. The record is from RefSeq and is a predicted model, not a curated record. The coding region runs from base 346 to 1914 and encodes 522 amino acids. Gene Ontology annotation, cellular component: nucleus.